This is a messenger RNA of Lampris incognitus (smalleye Pacific opah), 3643 nucleotides long. RefSeq names its product WEE1 G2 checkpoint kinase (gene wee1). The record is from RefSeq and is a predicted model, not a curated record. Bases 487 to 2343 code for a protein of 618 amino acids. Gene Ontology annotation, molecular function: non-membrane spanning protein tyrosine kinase activity; magnesium ion binding; ATP binding. The transcript has 10 exons. Gene Ontology annotation, biological process: mitotic cell cycle; protein phosphorylation. NCBI's taxonomy places the organism in Eukaryota, Metazoa, Chordata, Actinopteri, Lampriformes, Lampridae. Gene Ontology annotation, cellular component: nucleus.
GUUCUCUGCCACGAGCGUGAUAGGAACCCUCCGUCCGUGACUCAUUCAAAUACUGUUGUAAACACGGCAACAUAAUUUGAAGAAAUACGUGUAUCUGUUUUUGGUACUCCGUAAAGGAUAUAUGAGACAUCGGAGGACAGUGACGGCCAGAGGGAAGAAUAUACGAACGGAUUUUUGUUUCGUUUUAAUUCCAAAUUUCAGGUGUCGCUUGUACGGUGGGAAUAGUCGCCUACGUGUGCUGCCAUUUUAAGCGUUUGGAUGGGCGUGUUUGGUCUGCGAGCAAGUUUGCUUUUUCUACCAUGUUAGAGGUUUAAGUUGAUAGUCAAACGCUUCGUCAGACGACGUUUAUUACCUUUGGUGAGGUAUUUAGCCUUUAGUUUUGCCGUUGUCGUUUUAGGCGAGUAGCCUUUGCUUUCGAAAGAAAAGGGGCUGCCCGCGUGAUUUUUCGCGUUGAUCAAGCGGGGCUUCGCUUAAAAAAAAAAAAACAUGUCGAGUUACAAUUGCCAUCGGCACGUAACUUCCCCCUCUGUGUCUGGACCGAUCCGUCAGAAGUUGCAUUUUACGUCUAGCGACGGAGAGGACGACCCCAUAGAAGACGUGAACAUCAGCACGGGAGCCGAGUCCGGGUUCACGGAGAUGGACUCUCCGAUGCACGGCCGACGGGACGCACCCGACAAGCGGCUGGGGGGAAGCAGCCCGUUGAACCGUACCGGGGACGAUGAUGUGGAGCUGUGGGACGAGGAGGAUUUCUGUUCCCCGUCACCCUUCAAAUGUCCCAGCAAUGUUAUGUUCGCCAACUGCUCGCCUUCGCCUCGGAAAAGCUCUCGGCUGUUCAGCGGCCCGCCAGAGCGCCCAUACGUCCGGGACGAAGGGGAGAGCUCCAGCUACCGAGUCCCAGACUGUCCCGACACGCCUCCGCACAAGACGUUCAGAAAACUUCGCCUGUUUGAUACACCGCAUACACCAAAGAGUUUGCUGUCCAGAGCCAGAGGGUCCAGUGUGGGAUGCUCUAGUCGGAGAGUGGCCCUGUUUAAGAAUAUGGAGGCGUCAGGAGAGGCAGUAACGGAUAGCACCGUCAAGAGAAACCAGACUCCUCUGGUCAACUUCAACCCUUUCACCCCUGACUCUGUCCUCAUCCAGUCUGCCACAACACGGCGAAACAACAGGAAGAGGGCACACUGGAAUGACUCCUGUGGGGAGGACAUGGAGGCAAGUGAUGGUGAGGGAGAAGACGAGAUCCUCCCACCGUCUAAGCGGAUCACCAUGAUGGAAGGCAACAUGAUGUCCAGAUAUGCUUCAGAGUUCCAUGAGCUGGAAAAGAUUGGCUGUGGCGAAUUUGGUGCAGUGUUCAAGUGUGUGAAAAGGUUAGAUGGCUGCAUUUACGCCAUCAAGAGAUCCAAGAAGCCUCUAGCAGGAUCAAUAGACGAGCAAAAUGCUUUGCGGGAGGUGUACGCCCAUGCGGUGUUGGGCCAACACCCCCACGUGGUGCGCUACUACUCGGCAUGGGCUGAGGAUGACCACAUGCUCAUCCAGAACGAGUAUUGCAUUGGCGGUACGCUCUCCGAUGUCAUCACUGAAAAUUACCAGCGGAUGCACUACUUAUCGGAACUGGAACUGAAGGACUUGCUGCUGCAGGUGGCGCGGGGCCUCAAGUACAUCCACUCUACCUCCCUGGUGCACAUGGACAUCAAACCAAGCAACAUUUUUAUUUCUCAGAGGUCUGUAGCCAGCUUUGAGUGUGAUGAGGAUGACGGCCUGACCACCAGUGUUAUCUACAAAAUAGGUGACCUUGGUCAUGUGACCAGAGUGAAUGAUCCACAAGUAGAAGAGGGUGACAGCAGAUACCUAGCUAAAGAAGUUCUACAGGAGGACUACAGUAACUUGACGAAGGCGGACAUCUUUGCCCUGGCUCUUACUGUGGUCAGUGCCUCAGGGGCGGAGCCUCUGCCUACCAAUGGAGACAAGUGGCAUGAGAUCCGUCAAGGGAAACUACCCUCUGUCCCCCAACUUCUCUCGUCAGAGUUCCUGAGUCUUCUCAAGCUGAUGAUCCACCCUGAUCCAGCCAGGCGGCCGUCAACCUCUGACCUCAUCAAGCACCCAGCGCUCCUGACAGCUGCCAGGAUGAGUGCAGACCAGCUCAGAGUAGAGCUCAAUGCAGAGAAGUUCAAAAAUGCCCUGCUCCAGAAGGAACUGAAGAAAGCUCAGAUGGCCAAGGCAGCAGCUGAGGAAAAAGUUCUGUCCACAGACAGGAUCCUGACCCGCUCCACAGUUCAGUCCAACCCCAGGAACUCCAGGCUCAUUGGCAAGAAGAUGAACCGAUCGGUCAGCCUUACUAUCUACUGAGACUUCGCGUUUCUUCCAACGGAGGUUUCGGACGGUUUGACUGGAUCAUGGACCUUGAAAGGGGCUGCUUAGUUAAAACCGUCUUUAUUUUUGAAGAAAAGUUUGUUUCAGAGAAAACUCAUUCAGUCAUAUGAAUGAACUGAACUGUCAAAAUCAGCUGAGGCUAUAGAUUUGUUGCCAAACUCCGUUCUGACUUGAGCUCAUUUCUGAAUGCUCGCCCACUCAGUGUAGUUCAAACUGUUGCCAAUAGACUUUUACCCAGAAACACUGUCUCCUCGCAGGUAGUUGAUGUACCUACUACGCCUUUUCAUCCCUCAAAGUUCCAUAAAUAUCAGGCUCUUCGUCUCUGGACUUCUUCAAAUAAAGCCUAAGACUAACUGGUGGUGGACUGGAGUCGCAGCAAAGUUCUCAACCAGUGUGAAUGUACUAGCCUGCAGCCAUGUGCACCUUAACUGCCUGUCAAACGCCUGAUGUUGGGUACAAGAAGGUCUGAACAAAUGACAGUUGCUGUGUAUGAAAAAGCACUUUGGAGGCAACGAGUGGAACUUGCCGUAUCAAAAAAAAUGAUAACCUGCUGCUAUUGUUGUUUUGUCUGUACUAGGGCCUGGUGGGUUUCUGACCGUUAAUCCAGAAAUCAUUGGCUCUUAUUCCAGGUAGCAAAGAAUCCCUUCCUCCCUCAUUCUGAUCUAUUUGUGGGAGUGAAGCAAUAUAUUGUGCUUUCCUUUUUUUGUCAGUUUUCUCCCCAGUUGUAUCUGGCCAAUUACCCCGCUCUUUUUGAGUCGUCCUGGUCGCUGCUCCACCCCCUCUCUGCCGACCCAGGGGGCGCCCCGACCGACCAGAGGAGGCACUAGUGCAGCGACCGGACCAAAUGCCCACAUCCAACUUCCCACCCGCAGACACGGCCAAUUGUGUCUGUAGGGACGCCCGACCAAGCCGGAGGUAACGCGGGUAUUCGACCCAGCGAUCCCGUGUUGGUUAUAUUGUGCUUUCUGAUAGAAAAAAAUCAGAUGGUCCAGUGCACCAAAUACAGUGAUCUAACCUACAUAAGUAAGGUUGGAAAUGGUACAUAAGAUUUUAUCUCUCUUGUUGAUAUGAGCUGCCAGCCCUGCCUGUAGCAUUAGAACAAUCAUUGUCCUGUUCAUAGGAUUCUCAUGUUCACAUUUCAUUUCUGCUGUCCUUUUUAAUGAAGCAAGACUUUACAAUUACUGUUAAGAGAAGUAUUCUCAUGUUCUUGUAACCCUGAACAAAACCUUGUUCAUCCUGUACAUAAUGUUCUUUUAAUAAAUUCAAGUUCAUCAAA